Molecule: messenger RNA, 1266 nt
Organism: Fraxinus pennsylvanica
Lineage: Eukaryota; Viridiplantae; Streptophyta; Magnoliopsida; Lamiales; Oleaceae
Source: the annotation of a GenBank genome assembly
AUGGCGAAGAAGGCGGUGCUGAUCGGGUGCAACUAUCCAGGAACGAAGGCUGAGCUGAAAGGAUGCAUCAACGACGUGCGGAGAAUGUACAAGUGCUUGAUCGAACGUUACGGAUUCUCGGAGGACGAUAUCACGGUGCUUAUAGAUACAGAUGAUUCUUUUACGCAGCCUACUGGCAGGAAUAUACGCAAUGCACUUGCCGAUCUGGUGCGGUCCGCCGAGCCCCGUGACUAUCUGUUUGUUCACUAUAGUGGGCACGGCACCCGCGUUCCUGCGGAGACCGGCGAGGAUGAUGAUACUGGAUAUGAUGAGUGUAUUGUUCCUACUGAUAUGAAUCUAAUCACAGAUGAUGAUUUCAGAGAGCUAGUAGAUCAAGUUCCUGAGGGUUGCUGCAUCACGAUCGUGUCUGAUUCUUGUCACAGUGGAGGCCUCAUAGAUGAGGCCAAGGAGCAGAUUGGAGAGAGCACCGGGGGAAAUGAUGAAGAUGACAGCAAUGGAUCUGGUUUUGGAUUUAAGAACUUCUUGAAACGUAGUGUUGAAGAUGCUAUUGAAUCUCGUGGUAUUCACAUUCCACCUGAAUUUGGAUUUGGCCAUCAUCGUCAGCAACAAAAUGAGGAUGCUGGGGAAGAAGAAUUCACUGAAGGAGGUCAAGGGCUAGGCUACGUGAAGAACAAAUCCUUGCCCAUGUCAACUCUCAUUGAGAUACUCAAGCAAAAAACUGGAAAGGAUGAUAUAGAUGUCGGCAACAUAAGGCCAACACUUUUUGAUGCCUUUGGAGAAGACUCUAGUCCUAAGGUGAAGAAAUUCAUGAAUGUCAUCAUGAGCAAACUCCAGCAUCAAGGUGAAGGAGAGGGCGAGGGUGGUGGGUUUUUGGGGAUGGUUGGAAGUUUGGCCCAGCAGUUUCUGCAGCAGAAGCUUGAAGAAAAUGAUGAGAGCUAUGCUAAACCCGCCCUGGAAACACAUGUCGGUCGCAAACAGGAAGCCUAUGCUGGUUCAACCAAACAAGCACUCCCAGAUGGCGGGAUUCUGAUCAGCGGCUGCCAAACAGACCAAACAUCUGCUGACGCUUGCCCAUCAGGAAAUGCCAGCGAAGCUUAUGGUGCUCUUAGCAAUGCAAUUCAGACAAUAAUUGCAGAAUCAGAUGGCCAAGUGAGUAAGGUCCUCGAACAAGACUUCCGUUCCCAGAUGUUGAAGAGCCAGGGUUUCACACAGAGUCCAGGACUCUAUUGCAGUGACCAACACAUUGAUGCUCCUUUUGUACGCUAA